AUGUCUUUACAACCAUUCAAUAAAAACUUCUAUAAUCCACCACCGGAAGUAUUAAAAAGGUCGCUUUAUGAAGUUGAAGAAUACAGGAAUAAACACGAGAUCACUGUAAGUGGGCUGGAAGUACCAAACCCUAUUCAGUGUUUCGAAGAAGGUAAUUUUCCUGACUAUGUAAUGCAAAAUAUUCAAAACAUGGGCUACAAGGAACCAACCCCUAUACAAGCACAAGGUUGGCCUAUAGCAAUGUCUGGGAAAAAUUUAGUUGGGAUAGCUCAGACUGGUUCAGGAAAAACUUUGGUUUACAUUUUACCAGCUAUUGUGCAUAUAAAUAACCAGCCACCUAUUAGACGUGGGGAUGGUCCUAUUGCACUAGUGCUUGCACGGACUAGAGAACUAGCUCAACAGAUUCAACAAGUUGCUAGUGAUUUUGGUAAUACAGCUUAUGUUCGCAACACAUGUGUAUUUGGUGGCCAGGCGGUGCGCGGCGACGCACGCGCACCGCCGCGGCCUGCACAAAUAGUUAAAGAAACAUGGAAAAAUAAAUAUAAAACUUAA
Messenger RNA from Parnassius apollo (apollo), 552 nucleotides. Lineage: Eukaryota; Metazoa; Arthropoda; Insecta; Lepidoptera; Papilionidae. The record is from the annotation of a GenBank genome assembly.